Messenger RNA from Oncorhynchus keta (chum salmon), 5738 nucleotides. It is a transcript of the gene ajuba, whose product is annotated as ajuba LIM protein. The coding region runs from base 1217 to 3388 and encodes 723 amino acids. Gene Ontology annotation, molecular function: transcription corepressor activity. Gene Ontology annotation, biological process: cytoskeleton organization; positive regulation of miRNA-mediated gene silencing; regulation of DNA-templated transcription. Gene Ontology annotation, cellular component: adherens junction; P-body; transcription regulator complex. Lineage: Eukaryota; Metazoa; Chordata; Actinopteri; Salmoniformes; Salmonidae. The record is from RefSeq and is a predicted model, not a curated record. The transcript is spliced from 8 exons.
CCUGAAGGAAAAAAACAAGCCACUGGCUGAUAAAGGAAAAAGAGGGGGAGGUAAAUCAUUUGGGGGAAAGAAAGAAACGAAGUUGUUGUAGGCUGUGACACAUUUGCGGAAUGGAUUAAUGCUUGCCUACUUUUACGGUACAAUUGGUUUGGCAACGGUCAGUAGAGUUUAAGGCAGCAUGGGUUCCGUUCUCAAACUUAUCCGCAUAUUUUUUUGUCGUAAAAUUAUUUGAAAACGGAAUGUGAGCAAUAAUACAUUCUCGAAACAUCGAAUGCUUUAUGUUUUCGUUUGAUCCGUUUUUUUCUCGCGUUUUUAUAUGCAUUUUCAAUAUCAUGUUUCUUUCAAAGUGAAUAGAAGAAUUUGGAUACGCUACAUUUUAUACAGAAACUGACUUAUUUUCCUCCUUCCACUGGUCCUCACUUAGCCCGACGAGUUAUUCCAAAAAGCUUUGCCGUGGAAAAUCGUGCGGAACGGAACUUCACUGGACUACAUGUGGCUUUAAAGAACAAGUUCAAAGGGGAAUGCUUCUUAAUUAAAAGGACCCAAAAUAAGAGCAUUUAAAUUUAUACUGGUGCCAGUUGCGUGGGAAACAACUCAUCUUUACGUGACCAAGUCUAACCUAAUAUAAUGGACCGUUUCGUCACACCGAAGACAUGCAGGUGUGGGGCAACCUAGUCUCAAACGAGACCGACAACAACAACUUCAGCUUCACGAGAGUGACCUAAAAAAGCAAUUUUUAUCCGUCUUUAUCUCCAGCAUUGCCAGAACAAUAGAAGUAGUCCACUGCUAACUCGAUGGAUUCACAUGCGUUACCUUCUACCUGUCUGCCUGUAGUCUCCACAGCCAAGACACGAUGACUCUCAACACUGUUAUCCAAACAUGAUUAUAUCGUCAUGUGAUCCUCCAAAAAUGUCUUAAUCGUCUUAUUUAACGUCUGUUUUUUUUAUUUAUUGUAUAUGUACAUAUAGCCUACACAGGUCUGUCCGUUGGUUGUUCUAAUUUGGGGGGUAUUUGUUUAGCAUAUAGAUUGCAAGGGUCUCUGUCAUUUCAACUACUGUAGUUCAACUGUACUGUAGACAUACUUGAGUGUUAAUGUAUUUCCAACUCACACACUGUAUUUAUUGAGUACAUUAACUUAUAUAACAUAGUGGUUUGUUAACAGCAUUUAAUUUAAUUUGAUUAUUCAGAGUUUUAGACGACCAGGUUAGACAUUACAAUGGACCGACUUGGAAGUAAGUUAUUGGAGAAGUUGAAACUGACUGACUCAGGGAGUGUGAAAUUCGCCAGUUCUAAAAAGAAAAACGAGUUGGUCAACAACACCAACAAUAACAGCAAUGGGAACACCAGUAGUGGACUACCACCAACCCUGAGCACUGCAACCUCCUCACCAUCAACACCCGGCCAGUUCUCUCUCACCUCAACGGAGGCAUGCAGACCGGCCAGUGGCAGAGGUGGGAAUGGACUGGGAGAGAGAGUCUCCGCUACCCAGCACCUCUCCCCCUCUACAAGCUCCAUCGCCCCCCAAACUGCUGACUGCGAACAUCAACCCUACUGCCUCUCGACUCUCGCCCCCCUUCGGCGGCGGUCGCCCCAGCAGCGUGCCUCCUGCUACCUGGGGGAGGGCGUUGACAUCCAGAUGAGGCGUGAGUCAGGCCUGGGGGACUGUGACCCGGCUGGGUCCAAGGCCUCUCUGAACCAGCGCCGCUACUCUCUGGAGCUCCAGCAGCUGGUCCGACGCCAGCAGCUCCUCUCCCACCCUCCUCUCCCACCCUCCUCUGGCCCCCCUCCGGCAUACCCCACCUCCUCCACCUCCUCGGGUUACGGUUCCGCUCCCCGUGGUGGCGCAAUGGCCGAGCUGCACUACCUCCCCGAGCCGGAACGCCACAAACGCCUCUCCCUCCAGGAGGCGCUGUUCUACAAGCGGCUGAGCGCCGGAGGGGAACUCUGGGAGAGCACCAGGCCGGCCUCGCUCUCUCACCCCCCACACCGGCCCUCUGAGAUGGGUGGAGGAGGAGGGGUGGGUGGAGGUUUCUUCUUCCCCCCAGGCCCGACACUGAGCCCCUGCUCGUCCUUCAGUCUCCAAGAGUCGGUGCUGGUCAGUCCCAGGUCCAGCUUUGCCUCCAGUACUGCCAGCGGUGGAAGCCCCAUGGGCAGCCGCUGUAGCAGCAACCGCACCAGCGGAAUCAGCCUGGGCUAUGACACCCGCUACUCCGCGGCACCGCAGCUGCAGUUCUCCUCUCUGCACGCAGGGGGCUCCACCAGUGGACAGGGAUACACAGUCUCUGGCAGGGCCGGGGCACACUCUGGGUCAGGAGGCUGGCAGGACUACCUGGACGGGGUCUCUUCACCUGGAGGAACAGGGGUUCAGGACAGCCGGCAUUCAUACCCGCCUGCGGUGGGUAGCCCGGCAGCGGCCUGUUACCGGGCUGGGCCCGAGUGGUGGGAUGAGAGGGGAGCAGGAACAGCACGAGGGGAGGAGACUGGCGUGGGCGCUGGCAGGGAACGGGCGCGCUACUCGGACCUCCCGGGGACCCGCUACCAAGAGGAACUGACGCGCCUGUUGCUAAGAGAUGCAGCACUGGAGGGGGAGGGGCUACACCUGGGUGGUCUGAUGCUCAAAGAACAUGCCAAGGCCCUCAGCAAGCCGGUGACGCUCGUCAACACAGCUACGGCUGCCGGACCAAUCAAAGCCCAGGAGGAGCCAGGAACGGGGAGGGAGACGUUGUCUGAGAAUCGCCAGGAGUUCUUUGGUACAUGUGUGAAGUGUGGGAAAGGUGUGUAUGGAGCGGAUAAUGCUUGCCAGGCUCUGGACAGCCUCUAUCACACACGCUGCUUCACCUGUGUGUCCUGUGGACGCACCCUGAGAAACAAGGACUUUUACAACGUCAAUGGCUCUGUGUACUGUAAAGAGGAUUACAUGUUCUCAGGGUUCCAGGCUGCAGCAGAGAAAUGCAGUGUGUGUGGCCACCUUAUCCUGGAACAGAUCCUCCAGGCAAUGGGGAACUCUUACCACCCCGGUUGUUUCCGCUGUGUGGUGUGUUCCAAAGCCCUGGACGGAGUUCCCUUCACCGUCGACCACCUCAGCAACAUCUACUGUGUCUCGGACUACAACAGGUCUACAUGUCGUUCUAUUCUGCCAUUGGAACUCUUGUUGCCCCGCAGAACGUUUGCUCCUAAAUGUGCUGCCUGCUUACAACCCAUCUUACCUGCUGAGGGCAGCGAGGAGAUACUCCGGGUGAUGUCUAUGAACAACGAUUAUCACUUUGAGUGCUACCACUGUGAGGAAUGUGGGAAGCAGCUCUCGGAUCAGCAGGGCUCCCAGUGCUUCCCUCUGGACUCUCAUCUCCUCUGCCAUUCAUGUCACAUGACCCGGGUGUGCGCCUCAUAACAUUUCCCCUCACAACACAACUGAGGAAGGAACUCUGUGCAUAAAACAUUCCCUUUUCUUUCUCACACAAACUAUUUCUUUCUCUCUAUUGCACACCAAGAUAUGGGUUUGCUCUGAUGGUAGAAUUUCAUGGUGUGAGACAAGCUCACAUGAAAACGCUGGUAUAAGAUGUAUUUUAUUUACCGUUUUGGUCCAGAGUUUGACACAAUAGCACCAAUGUCUUAGAUCCAGGGAUGGGUCGGUUACUUUCUAAAUGUAAUCUAUUAGUUAUCUGUCAAAUUGUAGUCAGUUAUCUGAUUAGUUUGUUACUUUUAGAUUACUUUCCCCUCAAGUGGCACCCUGCCUCCAUUUUUGUAAAACGCUGAGGGAUGGCCCUGGCGAAAUGAAACCACUCUAAGAUUAAUAGACAGAGCCAAUUUUCCAAUGUUUUUAUACAAGAAAAAAUACCAAUGUUUUGAGGCUAUAGUGUUUGUAAAUCAUGUUUACAAACAUUGGGGGGAAAACAAGUUUACAGUAUUUUGGGUUAUCAUGGCAUGUGAUAGUUGAACUAAGCUCAUGGACCAUUUAUAAUUUAUAUUCUUCCGGCCACGACCGGGAGGUCCGUGGGGCGACGCACAAUUGGCCUAGCGUCGCCCGGGUUAGGGAGGGCUUGGUCGGUAGGGGUGUCCUUGUCUCAUCGCGCACCAGCGACUCCUGUGGCGGGCUGGGCGCAGUGUGCGCUAGCCAAGGUUGCCAGGUGCAUGGUGUUUCCUCCGGCGCAUUGGUGCGGCUGGCUUCCGGGUUGGAUGCGCACUGUGUUAAGAAGCAGUGCGGCUUGGUUGGGUUGUGUAUCGGAGGACGCAUGACUUUCAACCUUCGUCUCUCCCGAGCCCGUACGGGAGUUGUAGCGAUGAGACAAGAUAGUAGCUACUACAACAAUUGGAUACCACGAAAUUGGGGAGAAAAAGGGGUAAAAAAAAUAAUAUUUUUUUAUAUUCUUAAAGAAUCAAUGGGUAUAUACGGUAUCAUUAAUUUAUAAAUCCAAAAAUUGAGGGAGAAACUACAGAUUUACCCUUUGUCUAUCAAAAGUGCGCGAGUCCAUUAGGCCUAUGGAUUAUUUUUUUAUCAACACUAAUUCGAUUGAGCAAUAAAAGCCCUAUUUGUGGUCUUAAAUUAAACUUGUUUUUGACUGUAGUAUUGAGCACAAUACCACAGGAGUUUAGAAGUUAAGAACAACCUCAAAUUUAAAUUCCAUAAACUGGGAUCCGCAGUAUGCAACUGUUACAAGAGAGCAUUUUUCACUGGUUGCAAAAACUGAUUGAAAAGGCAGUUUAAACUUUUUCAGUUCAACCAUUAUUGGGUUCAAAUACACAUACAUUUGAACAGCCAUCUACAACAACCACAAUCCGUACGGCGAUAAUAGCUAAAUGAGAGAGCUGCAGUGUGAUUCACAAUAAUGUAGAUAGACAAGUAUUCUUAUCGCCUGUAGGCUAAACCACUGCUGUCGUCCUUACCUCCAAGCAUUUCUUAAAGUUGAAUAAUCUUUGAAUGCUGACAGCAGUCGCAACAUUGGACUGUAGCCUACAAAGCAUAUCUAUUCCCUUCUCUUUUCCCGCGAUCCAUCAAACAUUUGGUACGUCGUCACAGUGGCCUCUGACUUGUGGUCAGACUCGUUUAGGCGGAUCAAACUUAAACUUGCACCUUUUUUCAAUUAUGAUUUAAAUGUCAUUGAGAACAAAAAUGUCAUAUUUUUUGUUAUUGCAAACAGCCUUUCUGAAUUUAAAAAGACUAGAAGUAAUAAUCUUGCUGGUAAUUUAAUGGAUUCGUUUUUGUAAUCCGUUAUACCCCAAUCCGGUUUAGAUCAAACCCCUGUAUGUCCGGGGGUAAAUUCAUUAAGGCGCACACGUUUGGCAGAAGAUGAAAAUAAGUAUUUAUUUCUGGGCAAGUUGAGCAUUUUCUUCAGUUGUGUGCCUACUGAACACCACCCAGGUGCAACAUAAUGAGUCCUGCCAUUCCGCAGACCAUCACUGUACCAGACUGGGAGAAGAAUAUAGCCGGGUCCAAGAUCAGUUUAUGCAGUCUCGGCAACUCUUAUGGUAAUUGUCACGGCAUAGUUUGGCAUAUCUGGGACCAGGCUAGGAAGAAUAAACCAAACUAUGGUUUUGUUUUUACCACCCGACCAUGUGCUAUAGAAUAAGGGAUUUAUCGAUCUGGUUAACCUGUUUUUGUAUUUAACCAUCACUAGCAAACAAUUUGCACUUAAAAUUUGACUUGUUUACCCGUAAGAUAUUUUGUAAGUGUUUCUUCUUGUAAAAAAUAAACAUUCCUGUGUCGGUUGUAAUUAAUAAAUAUUUUCCUUUGUGUGUCUUAA